AUGACUAAGAAAGGCGAUACAACAGUGCCUCAACCACUGCCACCAAAUAUAAAGGAUCCAGGUAAGCUCACCAUCGCUUGCACCAUUGGUGGAGUAAAGAUCCCACACACUUUAUUUGAUUUAGAAUCAAGUAUUAAUGUAAUUCCACUGAAUAAGGUUAAAGAAUUGAAAUUGGGAGAGAUCACACCGAGUAAUAUGACUCUUAUUUUAGCUGAUUCAUCUGUUACUCAUCCGCUUGGUAUCUUACAUGACAUGUUAGUGCAUAUCGAUGGUUUAGUUUUUCCUGCAGAUUUUGUGGUAAUUAACAUGAAAGAAGAUUCAGUAGGGUCAUUUAUUCUCGGACACCCAUUCUUGGCAACUGGGAAGGCUUUAAUAGAUGUGGAAACCGAUGAACUUGUCUUAAAGUUCAACAAGGAAAAAGUGGUUUUUAAUAUGUAUGAAUGGAGAUUGUAUAUGGAUGACCUAAAGACAUGUUACCAGCUAGAAGAAAAAGGUAGCAAGGAUGACAAAGGGAAUAAGGAAAGUGAAUUGACUGGCGUGAGGGUAUCCCUUGUGCCUGACAUGCUUUAG
This is a messenger RNA of Lathyrus oleraceus (garden pea), 570 nucleotides long. RefSeq lists its product as uncharacterized. The record is from RefSeq and is a predicted model, not a curated record. NCBI's taxonomy places the organism in Eukaryota, Viridiplantae, Streptophyta, Magnoliopsida, Fabales, Fabaceae. The coding region runs from base 1 to 570 and encodes 189 amino acids. The transcript has a single exon.